GGACAUUUGCUACUUGCACACAACAUUUCACCAGCUUCUAAUUAAGAUGGCACAUCAACUGAGAUGGCUGAGGACCAACACGCUGUGCUUAGUGAUUUUUUCAAUUUCAGGCUCUCUAUAUGGCCAGUCAGUUCCAGAGCGUGGCAAUUCAUUCUUAAGUCAGAAAAGUGGCUCUCCUGCAGAGAGCAAGGCGUAUUUUCUGGCUAUGGAGAUCACCAACAGAGCCUUCACCCCUGCACUGCACAACCCUGCAUCUGAAGAAUAUCAGGCCAUGUAUAAAGAAGUUAAUGACUUGCUUAACAUCAUCUACAAUUGUCCUGACAUCAGUGCAUGUCCAACAUAUGUCUUCUAUGGAGGUGUUGCAGCAAUGACUUUCAGACCUGGAUCAGUAAUCGCGAAUGCAACUGUCGUCUUCCACACAACUUCAAUCAAUCAAUUCAUCGUCCUUGCAGUCUUUCUUGAAAAUAUGAAAAACUAUACACCCCAAACUCUCAAGCUGAACUUGGAUUACACGCAAAAAACACCACCGAUCCGAGUGGAAAGCUUCGUACCCACUACACCAGUUACCACCAGCACAACAAGCACUGCUACCACUACUAAAGAUCACUGUAUUAAAACCUGUAUUGAAACCUGUGUAUUGUGUGAUGGAAAAUGACCACUUACAGCAUUUGACCUCAGA
Messenger RNA from Myripristis murdjan (pinecone soldierfish), 679 nucleotides. RefSeq lists its product as uncharacterized. The transcript is spliced from 5 exons. The coding region runs from base 47 to 655 and encodes 202 amino acids. The record is from RefSeq and is a predicted model, not a curated record. Lineage: Eukaryota; Metazoa; Chordata; Actinopteri; Holocentriformes; Holocentridae.